This is a messenger RNA of Glycine soja, 361 nucleotides long. RefSeq lists its product as uncharacterized. The record is from RefSeq and is a predicted model, not a curated record. Bases 1 to 303 code for a protein of 100 amino acids. The transcript is spliced from 4 exons. NCBI's taxonomy places the organism in Eukaryota, Viridiplantae, Streptophyta, Magnoliopsida, Fabales, Fabaceae.
AUGUCAUCUCCUGCUUCAUCCCCUCCAACGCUAGGCUACAUUCAGCAUCCAAUUUCCAAAUUGGACAAGUUAGCUGGCAUCGCAAUCAAGUAUGGUGUUGAGGUUGCAGACAUAAAAAAGAUGAAUGGGCUUUUUACCUUAUAUCCUGUAUGCCAAGGGGACACAUUAUUGAAAAAGUUAUAUCCGGAUUCACAUGAAAACUUCGACCACAAUCCAGCUGAUAAUGCAAGCUGUGAACUGCUUGAAUCAUUCCAAUCCCUGAGAAGGAAGUCCUCCGAGCAGAAGCUCUCUCCCCAGCCAUGAGCUGUUUACGAAGUCACUAAGAACAAAACCAACAAUGAAGAAAUCUGUAUCUGAACUC